Molecule: messenger RNA, 5456 nt
Organism: Fukomys damarensis (Damara mole-rat)
Lineage: Eukaryota; Metazoa; Chordata; Mammalia; Rodentia; Bathyergidae
Gene: Exd2
Product: exonuclease 3'-5' domain containing 2
Exons: 11
Coding region: 2454-4307 (617 amino acids)
Biological process (GO): nucleobase-containing compound metabolic process
Cellular component (GO): nucleus; cytoplasm
Molecular function (GO): nucleic acid binding; 3'-5' exonuclease activity
Source: RefSeq, a predicted model, not a curated record
CCUGGUUUUGAACUCCUUACAAUCCUCCUGCCUCCAUCUCCUGGGUGGGUGCUGCAAUUACAGGCGUGCAUGACCACGGCCUGCUUCAUGGUCUGUUUUGAUCACCACUGGAAUCUCUAGCAUCAAGCAGAGUUCCUGGCACUACUAUGGGGUUCUAGUGUUGGGUGAGUGGAUCUUGCUGAAGCACCUCUGCCCAUGACUCUUUUGUUGCUGUUGUGUCAGAUCCAGACUCCCUUACCUGCCUAUCAAGUCCCUGCAAGCUUUGUCUGCACCCCAUCUAUAAUUGGAUUUCCUGUCACUCCUCAUCGCACUCACCCUCCAGGAAGGAUGGUGGCUCAUCCUUUUCUUCUUACCUCUAUUCUAUUGUCCCAUUUCAAAUCUACCUUCUUUUCAUCCAUCCAAAAUCCUAUACUUCCCUUGAAUUCUACCACUUCCAUGAACCCCUUCUCCAACAAAUCUAAACCAUAUUAGUUUUUCUUUCCCAAGAUUAUGAAAUUAUAUGAAUAAAACAAAUUUUUCUCUUUAUACUCACACUCAACGCAGAACCUGAUCAUGAAAUGGUCAGGAUGUUUUACACACAUCAAGCAGUUGUCCAGAGACACCAACUAGGUGUGCCGUGACUCACCUCAGAUCUGAUGCUAUCUCCUGGAGACAGUGUCAGAUCCUAUAGGUUAAGAGCUCAGGGCCACCAGACUGUGCUUCUGAUCAACUGUAAAUUGAGUUUACCAUGACACCUUCCCUCCUUGGGUUCACUUAUUUGCUAGGAUAUCUCACAGAACUCAGGAAACAUUUAUUUACUUACAUUUAUUGUUUUCUUAAAAAGGAUCCAGAAGAAUGGCAAGAAGAAGAGAUGCAUAGUGCAAAGUAUGAGAUCAGUGGGGAGAUUUUGGGCCCUAUCUGUACACACCACCCUCCAGCACCUCCAUGUUUUCAGCAAUCUGGGAGCAUGGCAGACCUGUUGGUCCCAACUUUUUACUGAGCUUAAUCUCCACAACCCCCUAAUCCUAUUUCCUGGAAGUAAGUGGGUAAGGCUGAGAGUUCCUAGCCCAGUGGUGUCCAUCUGUGACACAUGUGCCACAGUGGGCUGUUUGUAUCCUUGAAAGCUCUAAAAGGUCCGCAAUCACAGUCCUACCCUGUCAUCCUCUCUCAUGGUCUUUUUGGUGACUGGUGACUGGCUCUGCCCUGUCCUAAGCUGUCCUCAAUAGUAUAAACUCCCGUGGGAUUGAAAGGGACUCAUUGGUCUGGGCAUGUAGCUUGCCUAGCGCACACAAGACCCUGGGUUCAAGCCCCAGCACCCCUCCCCCAAAAAAGACUCAUUAUGAAAAACAAAAGACAUCCCUAGCACUCAGGAGUCUUCAAGAAUUUUAGAAGCUCUGUGACCAAUACUAAGAACAAAGACCAAGUGUAUUUCCUUUUAUACCACAGACGAAGUUUAUUCAUUCAACAAAUGUUUAUUGACACCUACCCUAUGUAACUGCACUAGUUAAACAACACUAGCUAAACAUACAGUAUAUGUUUACUUAUUUAAUGGUACGAGGGCUGGGACCCAAAGUGUCACUCAAUGCUAAGCACAUACUCCACCACUGAGCUACUUCUUCCCACAAAUACAAGAGAUAGCAUAAAAGGUACCCCAACCAGUAUUCAUAAUGUUUAUCAGACAGUAACAGACAACUUUUAAUCAAAGAUUCAUACAAGUAGGUGAUAGGUUACAAUGUAUAAUCGCUAACAUUUAAUUUUUAUGCAGCUGGCCAUGUUCCACAUCCUUUACAGCUAUUACCUGUGAAUUAACUCUGAAGAAACCCCAUAGGAGGGCCAGGGAUUUAGCUCAGUGGUUCCACCGCCUGCCUCACAAGCACAAGGUCCUGAGUUCGAUCCCCGGUACCAGAAAAGGAAACCCCAUAGGAAAAAAUAGUAUAAUCUCAUUUUUCAGAGGAAAAUAACAGCUGUACCUAAAAAUGUGUGCUGUUUCCACAUAUAUUAAAUGGAAUUGUUUAUAUUCAUAGAUGGAUUCUUAUUGGUAGAGCCCUUGGGUCAUGCCUCACUCACACAGUGAUGAUAAUGUGAGGCUGAGGGAUUAAAGUAAGAGAAUCCCAGUAGAGACGUUAAGAAGAGCUGUGAUCUGAAGUGAAGGAAUAAGGAUGGUCCUUUUGAAGUUUAAUGAUCUAUCUCGGGGAGAAGGACCAGGGGAAGUGCAGAAAUUGAGGCGGUAACAGUUGCCCCGGCAGCUUCCGUACAAGAUGGCGCUUCCCAUUCGCACGCUGCAAAGGGGCUACGUCCGCCCCUAGCCGCCGGCCCGGAAGUGGUUACGACCGCAGUGGCUCCGGGUAGGUGCGCGGAGGCGGUUGUGGAGGUUCCAGUUUUUCAGCGUAAGGCGCCGCAGGUGUUCAGACCGGGUUCGAAGGUGCAGAUUGUGGAAUUAGUGAAAUGCUGUCCUAAACACUAAAAGGUUGAACAUGCCUAGACAGAACUUGAUGGCUUUGACAGUGGCCACCCUCCUGGGAGUGGCUGUGGGGGGCUUCGUCCUGUGGUGGGGCAUCCAGCGCCGGAGGAAGAGCCCUGUGACCCAGGCACAGCCGCAGCAAGCGCCAGGCAGGAGGGUGUGGUACCCUCCACAAGAGGACCAGCUGCCCUUGGGUGUCCGCAGGCCCUCAUGGGAGGAGAGGAUCCUCCAGGCAAAGGUGGUGACGGUGUCUCAGGAGGCCGAGUGGGAGCAAAUCCAGCCCCUGCUUUGGAGUGAGUUGGAAGAUUUUCCAGUGCUUGGAAUCGACUGUGAGUGGGUGAAUUUGGAAGGCAAAGCCAGUCCUUUGUCACUCCUACAAAUGGCUUCACCAAGUGGCCUCUGUGUCUUGGUUCGCUUGCCUAAGCUGACCUGUGGAGGCAGAGCACUGCCAAGAACAUUACUGGAUAUUUUGGCAGAUGGCACCAUUUUAAAAGUCGGAGUGGGAUGUUCAGAAGAUGCCAGCAAGCUUCUGCAGGAUUAUGGCCUCAUGGUUAGAGGGUGCCUGGACCUUCGAUACCUAGCCAUGCAGCAGAGAAACAGUGUGCUCUGCAAUGGGCUUAGCCUGAAAUCACUCGCCGAGACUGUCUUGAACUUUCCGCUUGACAAGUCCCUUCUGCUUCGCUGCAGCAACUGGGAUGCUGAGAAUCUUACAGAGGACCAGGUGACUUAUGCUGCCAGAGAUGCCCAGAUUUCAGUGGCUCUCUUCCUCCAUCUUCUUGGAUACCCUUUCUCUAGGAAUUCUGUUGAAGCAAGCAGUGUCCACACUGGCUGGAGAAAAGUCUGGGAGAAAUGCCAGGAUGUUGUAGACAUCCCAUUCCGAAGCAAAGGGAUUGGCAGAUUGAUAGAAGAAGUCAAUGGGGAGCCAACGGAAUCUCAGCAGAAGCCAAGAAAUAAGAAGUCUAGGAGCAGUGGAACUCCACCAGGCAACCACCAAGGGAGAGACCCCAGGAAAAAUAAAAGGAAGCCUCUGGGGGUGGGCUAUUCUGCCAGAAAAUCUCCUCUUUAUGAUAACUGCUUUCUCCAUGCCCCUGAUGGACAACCUCUCUGCACCUGUGAUCGAAGGAAAGCUCAGUGGUACCUGGACAAAGGCAUUGGAGAGCUGGUGAGUGAAGACCCUUUUGUGGUGAAGCUACAGUUUGAACCUGCGGGGAGACCUGAGUCCCCAGGAGACUACUACCUGAUGGUUAAGGAGAACGUGUGUGCAGUGUGCGGCAGGACAGACUCCUACAUUCGGAAGAACGUGAUUCCACACGAGUACCGGAAGCAUUUCCCCAUCGAAAUGAAGGACCACAAUUCCCAUGACGUGCUGCUCCUCUGCACUUCUUGCCAUGCCAUCUCCAACUACUAUGACAACCAUCUGAAGCAGCAGCUGGCCAAGGAAUUCCAGGCCCCCAUUGGCUCUGAGGAGGGCUUGCGCUUGCUGGAAGAUCCUGAGCGCCGGCAGGUGCGCUCUGGGGCCAGGGCACUGCUUAAUGCAGAGAGCCUGCCUCCGCAUCGGAAGGAGGAGCUGCUGCAAGCACUCCGAGGAUUUUACAGCACAGAUGCUGUCACAGAUGAGAUGCUUCAAGAGGCUGCCAGCCUGGAGACUAGGAUUUCCAAUGUAAGCUACGUUCCCCAUGGGCUGAAGGUGGUGCAGUGUCAUGCCCGAGGUGGGCUGCGGUCCCUCAUGCAGCUGGAGAGCCGCUGGCGUCAGCACUUCCUGGACUCCAUGCAGCCCAAGCACCUGCCCCAGCAGUGGUCAGUGGACCACAACCAUCAGAAGCUGCUCCGCAAACACAGGGAGGAUCUUCCCGUCAAGCUGUCGUGACCGCUGCUUUCCACCCAGGUCAGGAUGGGUAGGAAGCUGUAGCCAAAAGUUGAAAGGUCACCUCUUCCUAUUUUAAUAUAUCAUUGUCCCAGCCUGGGUGACCCAAUUCAGUACUAAUCUGUACUAGUCCCAGGGUGUUUCUGAGGGAAGCAAGACUCUUGUUUUAAAUUAGGGGAGUUUAUAGUUUUGAGUUUUCAUUGGGCAGAGCAUAUUUUUUCCUCCUCUUUUGUUUUUGUGGACCACAGAGGCCUUGGCCUUUCUUUUACUCUCUCUCUCUCUUCUGCUUGUCCUUUGAAGAGAGAAAAUAAAGACUGAAGUGACUUGUGAAGACUGAGAAAAUGAGUGAAAUCAAUUUCUUCCCUGUCCACCACUUUGGUGUUUCCCUAACAGCAGAAGUCCACGGUGUCAGUUUCGUCAGGUUAGGAGAGAGAAAAUGUACUUACAGAGGUUGCAGAAGGGACCAAGGGAGUCAUAUUCAUUGUCCCAGUUCAGCCUCAGAAGUCUGAUUUUCCUUGCUCUUCUGAGAGUCAUCUGGUUGGGAUCUACCCACCUGGGUUGCUUGGUUUAUUUCACAUACUUGAAAAUAUUCCUCUUUAUACAUCUGGGACCAAAGUAGCAACAUCCUGCCAUGUGCUUCUGCCCAACAUGGGGGAUCCAUUCCUGAAAUAAGCCUUCAGCCUGGGUUGGGGCAGAGACAAGAAUAUUCAUCUCUCCAGGAGAGCUCUGGUAGUUUAUUUAGCUUUUCCUCAUUUUGUUUGUCGCCUGCUUAUUUCAAUACUCUGGCCCAGGGCUGUGAGGUUUUUAGCUUGAUCCCUUUCUGAGGGGAAGAUUAUCUUUUCUUAGAACCCAUGUCAGCUCCCUUCAGUGUUCUAGGUGCCAGCAGAUUUGCAAUACUGACCUCUUUUCAUACUUAAUUCACUCCCAGAACCAUUUGGUCAAAUUGUGGUGAGAAGAGUUCACCUCCUCUGAUGCCUGGGACCCUGAGAUUUACUUGUACUGUAGAUGUUCAAAGGGUGAAUGUUUCAUCUUUCAAAAUGUUAGGCUACCACUUUGAGUAUAAAAUCAGUUUAUUAGUGAUUAGUGUUUUUUCUAAACUACUAGUAAAACUUUCCUAUUUUACAUGAUCUUUUUUUUUUUGGUUUUUUGAGA